This is a messenger RNA of Alnus glutinosa, 1226 nucleotides long. RefSeq lists its product as uncharacterized. The record is from RefSeq and is a predicted model, not a curated record. Lineage: Eukaryota; Viridiplantae; Streptophyta; Magnoliopsida; Fagales; Betulaceae. The transcript has 3 exons. The coding region runs from base 184 to 936 and encodes 250 amino acids.
AUCCACACAACAUCGCACGCCCACGUAUCACAAUCAUGGCGCCACUGCUCUUAAACGAAGUCUUCCAACUAAUUAAGUGGAUGAAAUCCCAUUAUCCCAGCGAUCAAAGGCCCCAUUCCUCACUCUCGUUCCUCAGGUUCAAGAAACAGUCAGCACUGUCGGUCACACUGCACGCACUCGCAAAUGGCGGAACCUUACGGGACGGAGAAGCCCAACGGUGGUGGCGGGGUCUUCCUGGAGGUGACGGAGGGCGAUGAGACUAAGGGGCUGAACCAUGAUAAUAGGGACAAGAGGACCCACCGGGGGCGAGGGGAGGAGGAGGAGGAGGAGGAGGAGAGCUUGUACGGCGUUUUCCGCCGUCUGAUUUCCGAGAUUUUCUUUCCUGAUGGGGAGCAGCGAGGGCGUGCUUCGCUGCUGCACCGGAUCAAGGCCUCUGUGGCCGAGAACGGCCCUCUCCUUCGCGAAGCUUCUGGAAACACGGGGCGGAAGGUUCUUUCCUGGACUCGGAGGGGCAGUCCUUUGCGUGCCCUCCUCGUCAUUUCCGUUGGGACGAUCACUUUUCUAGCGUUGACAGGAUUGCUUGUCUUUAUGCUUUUCUUUGUGGCUGCAACCUUCAAUGCCAUUGUCAUAUCUCUUCUGGUGUCUUUGGCAGCAGCAGGUGGCUUCUUGGCUCUUUUCUUCACAUGUGUAACAUUUAUAUACAUUGGAGCAUUGUCAGUAGCUGCGUUUGUUAUUUCCAGCGCUACAAUUUCAGCAAUCAUUGCUGCACUGAUAGCUACAGGUUGGAUUGGAUUCUUCUGUGUUUUGUGGUUGGCAACAAAGAAAAGCUUGGACUUUGCUAAGCACUCUCUGACCGUUACUGGUUCAGCACUCUCUGUCUACUCUUCUGGUAGACACGUUCGCCACCGUCAAGUAGUACACAAGGUUUCGGAUUAAAAAGUUACUGCAAAGAGAAGUCCAUGUAUGUAGAAACUCCUACAUAUAUUGUACAUGGUUAUGCUUGCACAAUCCUCUUGAGACAUGGCUGCUCUGAUUAUGUUGUUGCUAGGUAUUGUUGCCUGUGGUUUGGAAGUAUAGAUCAUAUUUGAUCCUACUAGCCAAGAUAUUGCGCGUCAUAUCUGUUUUUGGUGUUUGUUUUGUAAAUUCUUCAUAGUUUGCAGUCUGCUUGUCCAUAUGAAGACUAAACGCUGGUUUCUCGUAUUUAAUAUAUGUAUUGAUUCUCUCUC